Molecule: messenger RNA, 588 nt
Organism: Lolium rigidum
Lineage: Eukaryota; Viridiplantae; Streptophyta; Magnoliopsida; Poales; Poaceae
Product: thioredoxin H-type-like
Exons: 3
Coding region: 1-588 (195 amino acids)
Source: RefSeq, a predicted model, not a curated record
AUGGCGGCUGAGGAGGGAAUGGUGAUCGCGUGCGACACCAAGGAAAAGUUCGAGGCCAACAUGGCCAAAGGCAAGGAGACCGGCAAGCUGGUGAUCAUUGACUUCACCGCCAAAUGGUGCGGACCUUGCCGUUUCAUCGCCCCGGCGUUCGCCCAGUACGCCAAGGAGUUCCCUGGCGCCAUCUUCCUGACGGUGGAUGUUGACGAGCUGACGGACGUCACUGAAGAAUAUAAGAUCACUGCUAUGCCGACCUUCGUGUUCAUCAAGAACGGCAAGAAGGUCUGCACCGUCGUCAGUAACAAUAAGGACACAAUCCAUAAGAAGAUCGUGGCCCUCAUUGGUUCUUCGUCUGCCCCAAAGAAAAAGGAGGAUAAGCAUAGACAUGGUGAUGAUGGCAUUCGUGGUUUGGCAAUUUCUAAAGCGACUGGUCUUAGAAAGGAUCGGCAGGAUGAUGAACAUACAAGCUUGGAAGAUCAAGAUCUACCCAUCCGACGUGCGAAAGUCACACGCACCUAUAAAAAGAGAGUGGUAGAUCUCUCGACGGUCCGGCGUAGCACUAGAAUCAAGAAACAAAAUGAAUCAGCCUAA